UGACGUUUGUAAUGGUGGGACAGAAACAGUUAUUAGGAAAGUGAGCAAAUAAAGAAACAUUAAACAAUUGUGACAUUAUAACUAUGGUAUGGAGAACAAGGACUGGAAAACAUUUCGCAAUUUUAUUCUCGGCUUCUAAAUCAGCUCCAAUAUAGCUACAAGAUUCGUAUGGUAAAAUCUUGUUCGAAUUGUGAAAGUUUCUGUAGGGCAUCUUUAAACAUCCUUGGCGUCAUCAACUGUUUACGUGACGACAAAGAUGGCGACCUACAGGUCCCGCUAGACGGGUUCGAGGAAGAGCUGACAGCUGACACCGACGCCUUGGUAUAGUCUAACAAAGAGGCCAUUGACAUCAACAGCCACUCGGGUCUAUUUAAAGCCAGCUACAACCAAUAAGACUUCAUUUACAAUGAAAAUAUUGGUCCUUAUGCUUCUCCUGGGAGCAACAUAUGCAUUCGAUAACUCAAGUGCUAAUUCCACGACCGAUGAUGAAUGGAGUCCUUACCUGUAUUUGCCAUAUCAAAUAAAAGAACCACCAAAAGCGCCUAAAGCGCCAAAAACAAUUAAAGAUUAUCGCAGGGUCUUUGGAAAAGCCAUCACAGUUAUUUUAAUACUUUGGGCCAUUUACAAAAGAGCAACAAAACACUAUUAUGCAACUGAAAAAGCAUUAGCCAAGCAGCAAAAAGAAGGCAAACAAACAAAGGAAAUCAAACGGUUGAACGAGAAACUAGCAAAAACGACAGAGAAACUCAGAGCAAGAGAUAGAGUGAUACUAAAUUUGGCUGAAUGUCUUAAAAAAAUAGUUAUAACAAGAACCAGUGCUGAAGAUUUGGUAACUGAAAAUGAGGAACUUCGACAGAAAUAUGAGGAACUUGUAAAGGAAGAGGAAAAUCUUCAAAAACAAAUCAAAGAACAAGAGAAAACGAUCUCUCUGUUGAUUGCAAUGUUACGUGAAAAAAACAAAAAAGCCGCAGAUUCCAACACCACAGAAGUAGGUAGAAAAUAUGCAGACAUGGCCUCACUCUGGGAUACUGGCAUCAAGAAUCCAGGAGACCAGAUGAAAGGCAACGACUUAAACCACCAACCCAUUGGCAUCAGUCCUGAGGGAAGUGGUAAAGAUGCUCUGGAAUUUGAUUGAAAAUAUUGGACACUUCUGUGGUUGCUAGUCUGGCAAUGGUUGUAGUUUCUUCAGGUUUAAAUGAAUUAACGUUUCAAAUAUUUAUCAUUGGCGUUUUGUUUGUUAAUUUUUAGUGGUAUUUUAAUUUAAGUGAUAUUUAAUUUACUCUAGUCUUACUUAUAUAAGUAUUCAGAAUGUAAGUAUAAGAGAAAUAAUUAAUUAGAUUUACAUCAUGAAAUGUUUUAGUUAAGUACAUAUUUACGUUCAGUUUUAAUGAUAGUAAUUACAUCAUGUGCGAUGUAUUAUGACUACAUUAAAAAAGCAAUAACGAUUUUGUAAAUGUAUUGUGCUGGUUGUGU
Molecule: messenger RNA, 1473 nt
Organism: Physella acuta
Lineage: Eukaryota; Metazoa; Mollusca; Gastropoda; Physidae
Source: RefSeq, a predicted model, not a curated record